Molecule: messenger RNA, 1054 nt
Organism: Botrytis cinerea B05.10
Lineage: Eukaryota; Fungi; Ascomycota; Leotiomycetes; Helotiales; Sclerotiniaceae
Exons: 3
Coding region: 246-710 (154 amino acids)
Source: RefSeq, a predicted model, not a curated record
GUCUCGGCUAAAUAAUUUAGUUUCCACGUCAACAACUUAUAAGAAUCUCGGCCUUCUUGGUUCUGACUCGGAUUCUCUACGCCCUUUUGAUAAUUUCAUCACACACCCGCAUUUAUUAGUUGGAUUCUCAUGCAGUGUCAACAAUUCUAUCCCUUCGACCCGACAAAAGCCAGUUAUCAUACCUAGUCACUACUAUUUGCAUUACGAAAUUCAACCUUCAUCAACUUUACACCAUUGCCUCAGACAUGACUACUCUAACCCAAUUUACGGUAUUCCCCAAGCUUUCUAAUGACUUAAAGGCUAUGAUCUGGGAUAUCGCUUCGCAAGAACCUCGUCGAAUUCAAUUUGGAUACUACGUGGGUAGCAAGAGAAAGAAUGCCAAGAAAAAGAACGAUGAACCUACCUCGGAGAGAGAUAAGAUCUUCUCUGGAAAGCAUCCUGAUUAUCCCUACCCGUGGAGACUUUUGGCUACAGGUAGAGUACCUUCUGUGCUUAUAACAUGCCGGGAAUCUCGCCAUUGGGCAAUGAAGCAUUAUCGCUUGGAUUUCAAGGAUCAACUGGGGGCUGCACUGACAUUAACCACGGGCCAAUUGCGCUCGUCAAAGACAGCUUUAAAAUGCCUGCAGUGGAGAGAAUAUUCAUGGCUUCCUCCAUUUCAACGCAUAACUACGAAAUUGCCGUGGAGACUGCAAAAAAAUUCCCUAACUUGAAGUCGCUCGCUACAAGAACUAACGGCGUUGACACCGAAGACGUUACUUACCACAGUUCUGGUGUAGUUACUGGUGCCAAUAACAUUCCGCCUUCUCUUAAAGUCCGAAUGAAUCAGCUAUGGAACUCUGAUGAGUGGAAGGCAAUCAGAGCUUACGGUCAAAUACCAGAAUUGCGGAUUUAUACAAUAGAUGAGCUGUGUUCUGGCUUAAUUUUGCCAUUUGGCCCUUCAAAUAUAAUCAAGCAUCAAUAAAAAAGUUCCGAGAUGCAAUUCUAGUGCCACCAGCUCGUCGAUCAGAACGAAUCAAGUCGAUGAAGAUAAGGCUAGAUGUCGAAGAUUAGACAG